UAGGUCUUCAGCAGUGCUUAGAAGUUCAAGUAGGGAACGGAACAUUAGGAAUAUCCGCUGCAUCAAAGGUAAGUCGUAACCUUUAGCUUCUUUCGAUGUGCUCUGUAACGAUUGUUUAAUUACUGAAAGGGUUGAACUUAUGAUGCAGUUUAAGGAGUGAAACGAAGGUAGCGAGUUUAACCGAGUCUAAUUCCAUUAUGACGUUCGUAGAAAUGCUCAUUUGUUACACUGUAAAAGCAUUGUUUUGCCUCGAGGUAUUACGACUGAAACUAUUAAUAUAGUGAUGUAAUGGAAUUCCCUCAGUAGUUUAAAUUUAUUUUCUAGCCGUAAUCUACGAUAGACUGCUAUGAUGCAAAAUACAACAUCAUGACUAGCACUGUCAAACGCAAUAGGAUUAUCUAUGCAAAUUUUUGUGACAAAUACAAUUUCGACAACAACAACACUAAUUAUGCAUCCACCUGAAAGCUCGUUCAAGCUCCAACCCCAAUUUUCUUAUCUUUCCCCUUUUUUAGUUGCUUUUUUAACGCGAUUCAAUUCAUAACACCAUGAAAAAGUCAACAGUGACUAAACGAGUUAGUUCGCGUUAAACUUCUACUUUUAGCAUUAGCAACGAUAUCAAUUUUGCCCUGCAUUCGCCCUAACAAGAAUAUGACGAGAUCUCGCUCUCUAUUUCCAGCACGGCUAAUAUUUGUAGAUCGUAAGAAGUCCGAUUCUUUAGCGACUGAUUAACGCGUUUGUCAUCCUGAAAAGUUUAUUCGCAUCUUUCGUUGGUUUGUCGUAAAUAGCGUUUGGAUUUGCAAAGGGUUCUUGUUGUCAUAACCUUUUACGCGUGACCUGGUGCUAAUUUAAAGAAAUGACCCUGACGCGCACGUGCAAACGUUUCUAGUUCACAGCAGGGAAAUGCAUUUCAUGCACAAAAUACUUGUAGUGACUUGUGCUCGAAAUUUUUAUGAGUUCUCCACGUUAACUUCCUUUAGUUUGUCAUUCCAUGUUUUAUUUUUUUGGUAUUUGAGGAGAAUAAAAUAUCCUUACUUGUUACGUAACGUUGAACGAAUAAUUUUAUCCUUGGCAGGAGCCAUUACCCCUGUCCUUAGUAAGGAUUUCUUCUGAUCAUUGCAGUUCUUUCUUUCUUCUUUCAAUAAUUUAGCAUUUAUGACGAGAAAUAUCUUUCGGCCGUGUCAGUUUGAAAUUUUAUAUUUUGUCGAUAUUCAGAUUACGUGUAAAUCACGCGAUUACGACUUCAACAAUGUUCUCAUCAACCGCCGAUCUCGAUGAGUUAAUAAAAAACUCUUGGCCUAUCCGAUUUUUCAGUGAUUUAGAUUAAGUGAAAUAUAAAACGGCACAAAUUUUGAUAUUGCGAAAAUUUCAUGUGGGUGGAAUAUCACUUUAAUAUUUGCAGUAUUGGAUGGGAAGCACAUUCUCUAUCGUCACGCGUUCCACUUGUCACGUUUGAAAUCACGUGCUCACUCAGCCGGCAAGCAUUCUGUGAGGAACGUCCUUGCAGACUUUGCUUUAAGGCUUUUACCACCUACUCGCGAACGAAGAAACGCUAAUAUAAAGAGGGCUGCUUGCACGCACGCUUAUUCCCACACACAAAUAUCUCUUGUUUAAAAGUUUUAAUAAGAUUACAACCUUGAGAUAAAGGAAAAAAUAGGAGCGAAAGACCUAUCACGGCUGCAAAUUUCCUAAGAACCUUAAUUGUGAGAGACAGCUAGCUAGGGAAUUCAAGCACAGGGGUUUUCCUUGAAACGCUGUUGGUGACCGGAACGCGAAUGCGAUUGCCCUGUUUUAUGCGCACGAUAACGCCUACUAAUCUGUUGGAAAGGCAAUUCUUUUAGCAGCAAAAGACAAACACCAGAGAUUCGCUCUAAGCUCUGGGAUAAAGUCCUCAGAACUAUCGCCUACCCUUCUUUUCAGAGUUAGAAAUCUUGAAAUGUCUCCUUCCGUUUGAACAAACAAUUCAGAACUAUCUCUUUUAUGCUUGAUCAUUUUUACGAAAAUUUUUUUAACGCAAAAUUUUUUUCACUAUAAAUGGUAUACCCCAUUGUUUCUCAGGCGCUUCCACCGUCCUACCCAUGACCGAAACGCAAGACAUCUCUCCCUUGUUCCAAACUGCUGAUGAGCAAUCUGAGCCAAUCAAAGCGGAGGUUAAAGGUAACCUCCCCUCAUGGCUGACCGGGACCAUGAUAAGGAAUGGACCUGGUAGAUUCGAGUGUGGUGACACGUCGUUUAAUCACUGGUUUGAUGGCCAAGGUCUGCUACACAGCUUUCACAUACAAGAUGGUCACGUGACUUACAGCUCCAAGUUUGUACGAAGCGAAAGUUAUGCAGACACAAAGAAACGCAAAAACUCCAUUCAUCUCGAAUUCGGCUCUUUUAUUGCCCCAGAUCCCUGCCAGAAUAUCUACGACCGUUUUGUGUCGAAGUUUUGGAUGAGUGAAGUGCCUUUUGACAACGCAUUUGAUUCCGUGUUUACCUUGAAGGACAGAGUCUUUGCAGCAGCUGAUUCCAACAUCAUAUUUGAAAUCGAUCCCAAGACCUUGGACACUUUAGAUAAGGUCGAUUUUGCCAAAGAGUUUCCAGGUGAAAUGAGCAUUUCUUGGUAAACAGUUUGUAUUAAUCAGUUAAAUAUUUACUACUCUUUCUGUUGGUCAAUAUAAGGUUUGAAGGUGAAUGCACUGCUUCCAUAAAAUAAAACUCUUUCUCUUACUGACAUUUUAGAUUUGACCAAUCAGAGAGCCGUUAGGUCUCGGUUAUUUCUUUGUAUAUAGAUCUAUCCCAAUCCACCUUUUAAUUAACUACUCACCGUAGUUGUUUGUCCCGCAAGGUGACGCCAAGAUCAAAUUCACCACAGCACAUCCCCAACACACUGAGGAUGGUUCACUAAUCAACAUCUCCGUAACACAUGCUAAAGACUCCAUGUACGAUAUCAUAGAAAUCCCAGCCUCCAGGACGGGAAAGGACGAGCAUCCUCUGGAGGGGGGUAAAUUGAUUUGCUCGAUCCCACCCACCAACGGAGUUGGGUAUAUCCACAGUUUUUGCAUCACCGAGAACUAUAUCGUGGUUCCUGAAGCACCACUGGUACUGAAUUUGUGGGAGGCUUACGUUCACCGUUUAAAGGAGAGCGGUGUCGUUGAUUGGUUCCAGUGGAUAGAAAAUGAACGUGGCAGAUUCCAUGUUGUCGACAGGAAGAAAGGUACUCACGUUGGAAUAUUUACAGCUGAUCCGUUUUUUACGUUCCAUCAGGUCAAUGCUUUCGAAAGGGACGGAAAUAUUUAUGUAGACACUUGCUGUUUCCAUGAUCACACAAUCAUCAAGCAGACAUACUUGCAUAACAUGCGAUCCACCAUAAUCCCAGGGGUAAAGAAGCUCGAUAUCCCUGACAUUCGACGCUACGAGCUUCCUCUCAAAGACCUCGGAGAUGUAAAAUAUGGAAAGCCCCUUGAGAGAGGACCUGACGGCCUGGAUUAUACUAUUCUACAUGCCGGCGUGGAAUUUCCAAUUAUUAAUGACACAGAAAAGAAUGGCAAGCCCUACAAUUUUUUCUAUGGUGUAGGAGCUGAUGAUCAAAAGUGGUUUAGUCACCUGGUGAAGGUGAAUACAGAGACCAAAGAGUAUAUCACGUGGGGAGAGCCUGGAGGUUUUGCGUCAGAGCCUGUAUUUGUCAAAGCGCCUGAUGGGAAAGAUGAAGAUGACGGUGUGGUGCUGUCAUGCGUAAUAAACAUCCCAGAGGAGACCACCUACCUUUUGGUGCUGGAUGGAAAAGAAUUCAAGGAAUUGGGGCGAGGUGUAGUAAAAGGAAUUACACCAAUGAGCUUCCACACCGGCUUCUUCAAAUAGAACAUAAACUCGUAUGUUAUCACCUGGCUAAGCUUUAAAUGGAUCGUGGUCUACUUUUGUAGAACUUGUAGAGCUCCAUUUAGCCCAUCCUACUUUACUAAGUUGAGAAGCCGUAUGAAUGAUUUAUUUCAGUAUAAUUGUUCAGGUGAUUAUCGAGAUACGCGCACUUUGAUUGAUUGCGGAUUGCGUCAUAUCUCGCGAUAGUCACCACUCGCGCAAGUUGUUUGAUAUUAAAGCAUAGAGUCGGAUCAAACAGCUGAAGUAAAAUUUAUGUCUUUCCCAAUGAAUGUUAGGCUAUUGCUUUGGCAGUUGUAACUAGUAGCUAGUAGCUAUCAGAGUGCGAUAUCCUGGAAUUCUCCGACGCAGGAGACAGUAGCCAAGAAGUCUCAAAAUUUGGUUAUGUGUGUUUUAAUGAAAACUAAAGUUUUACAAGGUCUUCGCACGAUCACGAUCAAAGGCUAUCCAAAAUAUCGACGUUUCGGAUUGACAACUUAUUGGGAGUGUACUUCCUGUCAUUUUACAUAUAUCUGGGCUAAAAGAUUACAUAAUUGCGUAAUGUGCCCUAGUCCCCGCCAUGCGAUAUAGAAUUCUAAGAUCUUAUUUACUUAUUUACUGUAUCGCAAUUUGUUUUUUUAUCACAACCUUUAAUCAAAUCUCCUAAUGCCAAAUCUGCAAUCUUCAUUUUGCUCUGUAAUGGGCGUGGGAUUUGUUACCAACUAAAUUUUAUUUUUAGCUUGUAUUAUGUAAACAGGUUUCUCUACAACGGUCAUGGUCAACCCACACUUUAUUAUAGUUACAGCUUUGGAAAUGUGCGUACCUUACAUUUUAGAAUAUUUUAAUGUUGAUACCUUAUUUAUUGACCAAGUUGCUUUCGAAGUCGUAUUAAUUGUGUCGGAAAAGAUAUGACUGCAUCUUUAACAAAUUCGCUCAAGUUUUUAAGGUCUUUUAUUAAGUUAGAAUUUCAUUAAAUGACUAAGAUACACACUUGCUGAUAAUUUGUGCUUUACUAAAGAAUUUGUCAAUUUAUUCGUUCACUCCUUUUGAUAAUUGGAACAGUAUCCAAGGAGGCAACAACAAAUCAAACAAAAAAAAAAACACAAAAAAAUCCAAGAUUGAAAUUAUGAAGAUAUGUUGGUGGAAAGCAAUUAUAGUUUUAUGAACGCAGGCUUUCUCUUCUCAAAUUUGUUUCAACAUGAAAUAAGUUGCUUUGUUGGUUUUGUUGACAGUUUGCUAGUUUGUCCAUCUUUUGCUUAGUCCUCGUAAUUGGGAAAUCUGAAUGGCUCGUAAAAUCGUUCGAUUAUAUUACACACAAAAAAAGCUCAAAGAAAACAAACAGAAUAACAUCUUACCUUUAAAUGAUUCUAUGUAACAUGCAGUCACGUGAUGGUAAUUACGCUCUCUGCAACAAUAUAUAUCACUGGAAAGGAUUAUUAUCAUUAGACCUCACUAACAUAUGUUGUUUUUAUUUACUUCUUUAUUUACUUCUGAUAAUAUCAUUACUAAUAUUUUUUCAAGAGAUUAAAAACUGAGAGAACCUAUCCGCGUGACCCACGAUGUUUUUUUAAAGUCUAUUUUAAAUUUC
Messenger RNA from Pocillopora meandrina, 5422 nucleotides. Lineage: Eukaryota; Metazoa; Cnidaria; Anthozoa; Scleractinia; Pocilloporidae. The record is from the annotation of a GenBank genome assembly.